AUGGGGCUGCUCCCCCACAUCGCGACCGCCUCCUUCGGCGCGGCGCCGCAGGCGGCCGUGCUCGUCGGGGCGCUGCUCGGCCUCGCCGCGUCGGCGGCGCUCCUGCUCUACAUCUUCGUGUUCAGGGGCCUGAUCGGGCAGCUCUGGAACGCCUUCGCAAGCCGGCUCCAGUUGUCGGACCCUGCCAUGAAAGAGGAGAUACUGAAGAGGCUCAGCAGCGAGCGUCUGCACCACGCCUGCUGCAUGAACAUCUUCGUCACGGGGUGGUGCUGCACAAAGAUCGCCAUCGUGGUCGCGAACAUCCUCUCGGGAGCCGCUCGGUGGCAGACCUUCUGGCAAGACGCCCUACUGAUAUUUGCGACUUUUGCUUGCGUCCUCAGCCACGUGGCCAUCCAGCAGAGGCAGCGCAGCUCGACGGUCACCGCGGUGUACGUGACCUUCAUGAUCUGGCAGACACUUUUCAUGAGUUCUGGCCCCGCCGAGCAGCUGCCCUUCGUUGCCGCGGCGGGCUUCUCGGUCCUCAUCCGCGGGCUGUGGAGCCUCGUGUGCAUGAACUGGCCCUUGGUGGGGUGCCUCACAGCGCUCCACUUCGUCUGCGUGUGCGCCGGCUUCGCGCGCACGGCGGCCUCCUGCACCAAUGACGGCCAGGUGGAGAACGUAGAUGUGGUCAAAGUGUUUGUCGGCGGCGAGCUGGUCGGGGACAUCACGAUACUCGUGUUCGCCCCGUUGUGGCGGCACUUUUCCUGCCUGCGGAUUCUCCACGAGAUCCAGGCGUCCAUCUCGCAGAGCGAGAACGAGGCCGCGAGGAGCCUUCUCAACAUCGUGUGCGACGCCACUGUGGAGCUUGAUGGGAAUCUGCAGAUCAUGGACGAGACUUCCCGCCUCGCGAGCCUCCUGCAGCACGGCUGCGACCGGUCUUUGAAGGGCGUAAGCAUCCUUCAGUUCGUCGUGGAGGAGGACCACCAUAUGUUUACCGACCGCAUGAGCUCUGCUGGCGACGAGUCUGUGGCGAACUUGUUCCACGCGCGCGUGCGCGACGGCAUCAGCAACGUCCUUAAGAUGGAGAUCUUCCACGUCCCGGUCACUGGCUGCCGCCUGAGGGCCGACUCCCACCUGAUCGGGGUGCGCGAGUUCGCCGACGUCACGGAGGGCGUGGGCACGCUGUGGGACGGCAAGCGGGGGCCCACGGGCCAGCUUGUGCGCGCCAGCGAUGCGCCGGACCCCCCGAACGCGCGCAGCGAGAGCGCGGGGCCCUGGUCCUCGACGUCCUCGGAGUCGUCUUCAGGCAGCCGCUCCUCUCGUUGCCAGGGCGAGCUCGUCGCAUGCAUCGACGUGGUCUCCCCGCGCUGGGAGAUCAAGCACUUCGCCCCGAGCUUGGGGCUCUUCCUCGGCGCCGUCCCCCACCGCAGGGCGCGCGAGCUGCUGAGGUGGAUCAAGCCCGAGGACAGGGGCUCCCUGAUCGGGUGGGUGCAGGACGCGUACCAGGAUAUGCGGGCCCAGCGGGACGAGGGGCGCGCAGACGUGCGGGCCGCGAGGAGCUUCCCCGCGGGCCCCGUGUGUUUCCGGCCCCCCGCGGUCUGGCACGUCAAGGCGAAGCUCGCGUACGCGGCCAGCAUCACACUCGCCUUGCCCGACGAGCGUGAUGACCAGAGCUCGAUGGCGCGGCUCAUCUUCUCGGACGUCUGGGUGGUCCAGCAGAGCAGCACCCUGCACGAGCUGUGA
This is a messenger RNA of Prorocentrum cordatum, 1722 nucleotides long. The record is from the annotation of a GenBank genome assembly. Lineage: Eukaryota; Dinophyceae; Prorocentrales; Prorocentraceae.